Myripristis murdjan (pinecone soldierfish) is the source of this 5346-nucleotide messenger RNA. It is a transcript of the gene kmt5b, whose product is annotated as lysine methyltransferase 5B. Lineage: Eukaryota; Metazoa; Chordata; Actinopteri; Holocentriformes; Holocentridae. The record is from RefSeq and is a predicted model, not a curated record. The transcript has 10 exons. Gene Ontology annotation, molecular function: histone H4K20 methyltransferase activity; protein binding. Bases 436 to 3036 code for a protein of 866 amino acids. Gene Ontology annotation, cellular component: nucleus.
UGUGCUCGUUUUGAUCCCGAAGGACGACAAUGGUGGCGUAUUUGUGGAUCUAUUUCUUUCGGAUGGCUGUGCUGCGCCUUUCUCUGCCUCGCUCCUGUGAUAGCCGCCAUCUUGAAUUUUAAUGUUAAUUUCUAAAAAAAAAUGUGUUUCCUGUGAUAUUUUCAUUUAGGGUGUCGUGCCAAACUUGGAUUGUUGUAAGGACUCACGUUUUAUGUCGUGUUCUUUUUUUUUGUUUCCGAAGAAAAGUGUAGUGAGUAUUUUGUUUGUUUUGUUUUACUUCUCGAGCCAAGACAUUUGCCACUUUCCAACGCGUGAGAACGCUCUCAUCUUAAUGUUAUACAUCAUGGUUCCAAACUUGAGACCCCAGUCUUCCCCACUCAAGAGUGUUCCUUCAACUAGGAGACUAAAUGCAACUGGACCAGGGGGCUUGUGGGCAUGAAGUGGCUGGGCGAAUCCAAGAACAUGGUAUUAAAUGGCAGACGACACGGAAGCAAGUUUACCAGUGAGCAGCCUGUGAGCCAGAGCCACGCUCGCUCUCGGCAUCCACAGCGGGCAUCCCUGCGCCCCAGCAAAAACCACCCCAGUAGCCGAAGAUGUAGUCGUAGGUUCGCUGCGGCCAGCCUGGAGGCGGAGAGGCGUUAUGUGCCCUCCUCGGGAAUGACCGCCAAAGAAUUGUGUGAGAAUGAUGAUCUGACCACAAGCCUCAUCCUAGACCCAUACCUGGGCUUUCAAACUCACAAAAUGAACACCAGAUUUCGACCAAUCAAGGGAAGGCAAGAGGAGCUGAAGGACAUCAUUGAGCGCUUCAAGAAACACGACAACUUGGAGAAAGCCUUCAGAGCCUUGACAUCAGGAGACUGGUCCCGACAUCAUUUUCUCCAUAAGACAAAAGCCCAGGAGAAGCUCUUCAAACAACAUGUAUUUGUCUAUCUCCGGAUGUUUGCCACUGACAGCGGGUUUGAGAUUCUCCCCUGUAACCGCUAUUCAUCAGAACAAAAUGGAGCUAAAAUUGUGGCAACAAAGGAAUGGAAGCGGAAUGACAAAAUUGAAUACCUGGUGGGAUGCAUUGCUGAGCUUUCAGAGAGUGAGGAAAACCUGCUGCUUCGGCAUGGGGAGAAUGACUUCAGUGUCAUGUAUUCCACCCGCAAGAACUGUGCUCAGCUGUGGCUGGGGCCUGCUGCCUUCAUCAAUCAUGAUUGCCGGCCCAAUUGCAAGUUUGUAUCGACAGGACGAGACACAGCUUGUGUCAAGGUUUUGAGGGACAUUGAACCAGGAGAGGAAAUCUCCUGUUACUAUGGAGAUGGCUUUUUCGGGGAAAACAAUGAAUUUUGUGAAUGCUAUACAUGCGAACGACGUGGCACUGGUGCUUUCAAAUCCAAAGCUGGGCUGCCAGUGGAAGUACCAGUAAUCAACAGCAAGUACGGGUUACGGGAGACAGACAAGCGUCUCAACAGGCUGAAGAAACUAGGGGAAGGGAGCCGAAGCUCGGAUAGUCACUCUGUUGGCUCCCAUACCGACAUAGACUCUCAGGAAAUGCCAAAAACACAUCCAUCUGUAAGAAAAAGAACUUCGCCUGGCAUCAAGUUCAGUAAAACCAGGACUCAAACCAGACAGACUCUUUCGAGAGCUCUUACCUCUACCUCACCUUCUAAACAAGGUCAUAUAAACAAUAACAGGGUACCAAAGAGACUAAAAUCCCAAUCCAAGCCUUCACUAAGUAAAGUCCAGUUGCGGAGUCGCAGGAGGGGUGCAGAGCCUAAAGCGUUGGCUAAAGGAGAGGCUUGCCGGCUGGGUCUCAGGGAGUCAAAGGUGUCGCUGUGUAAAGGUGUAACUGUCAAGAAGGAGAAGGAUACACAAGGACCCGUGCAGCAGACACUAGGCCAGCGGGGCUGCCUGACCCGCCAUGCGGCCAAGGAAAACAGCAAUCUGCCAGGUGUGCAAGGCUGUGAGGGUAGCCAGUCUUCGACUUACAGAACUCGCAGGUCCACUAGGACCCUUGUUAAAGCCCAGGAAACUGCAGCUGGAAUUAAGCUGGAGCCUAGCGCUCUGGACGGCUUAAGCCCAGUCCCUGGUGGGGUGGUCAUUAAAACAGAGCCAGCCGACAUGGAGGAGUAUCUUCACCACGGGUUAGGACUGGAGCAGCCUGUGCUAGACACUGCCUAUGGCAGGAGAGGAUCCUGCACCAGGCGCAAACGGAUGACACGGCUCAGGCCUGAGAGGACAAUUAAAUGUGAGGACUCGUAUGGUGAUCCGUUCAUGCCAGUGACAGCUGCUGGCCACACUGCUAACUUUACAGACUGUGGUAAUAUGCUAUUGGGCUUCUCCGACCGACACAGGGACUACAACGGGGUCGCCAAUGGCAGCAAAUCCCUCCGCAGGGACAAGGGUAAGAGUAGCUGCCGGUCUCAAGGCAAGGGGAAGAAGAAGCGUCAGAUCACACGCUAUGAUGCACAGCUGAUCCUGGAGAACAGCACAGGCAUCCCCAAGCUAACGCUCCGCCGGCGGAGGGACAGCAGCAGUAGCAAAACCAAUGACCCCAACGAUGCCAUUGGCUCCUGCAGCAUGUCGGCCUCCACAGUCAACUCGGCCUCCUCCAGCAAGAUCAGCAUCAAGUUCAGCAAGGACCACGAUAAGGACAAGGGCAGCUCAUAUGUGGCCAAACUGAACAAUGGCUUUGCCCCUGUGGUCCACAAUAACUCCACCAAGCUGAAGAUCCAGCUGAAGAGAGAGGAUGAUCCACGGAGAAUAUCCCAGUCAAAGGCGGACCAGAUCUCCUACAAUGGGGACAUGGGUCAGAGUCUGGAGGCCAGGAAUGGUGGGCACCGGACCCAAAAGGCCAUGGCAGACUCUUCAUCUGAGGAGGACAAUGAUGAAGAAGGGGAGGAUGACGAUGACUACUUUGACAAUGAGUUUGAAGACGAUUUCAUUCCACUCCCUCCAGCAAAGCGCCUUCGACUCAUUGUGGGCAAAGACUCCAUAGACAUCGAUAUCUCCUCCAGGAGGAGAGAGGAUCAGUCCCUGAGGCUCAAUGCAUAAGCUGUGGAGCUCAUCACUCCACCUUUUCCUGUAAAUAAAGAUGACUCACUAAUCAACUGUUGUGUUGAUGUAAAAGAAGUACAGUAAUUUAAAAACAAAGUUGCUGAAAAAUUAAGAAUCUAAAUGAACAUUAUUAAAGGGGCUUUUAGCCUAAAACAAAUCUCUGUUAUUCACCUAAGUUGUGUUCAGCAGGUUUCUAGCAUAAUUUGAGUUCUUAAUACAAAUGACAUAGAAUCAGACAGGCAAAGGUUUACCCAUAUAGUCCAUUUCUAUGGCAUAGUUACAUGCAUAUACUAUGCUUAACAUAAGCUACAGAAAUUUGCUAGGUAUCCCCUUCAUAUAGAUUUCUCUGAUUAUUGUUGCAGCACCCUUCCAAGUGAAAAACGAGAGAAUUUGUUUUAAGUUAAAUUAUUCCUUUGAGUGAAUGCACUUGUUGUUAUAUUCAUAAUGGACAUGGAUAUUGUAGAAAGUGUACAGUAUGGUGACUAUCCCCUCUGUCUCAUAGGCAGACUUUUAUCAGACUUUUGAUUUUUGUCUCAUAGUUUCUAAUUUGUGUGGCAAACCAUACUUAAUGUAUGGAAUGGUUGUUCCAGAGACGUUCUGAUGAGAUCAGUCAGUUCAAUUGGUUAGACGAAGUGCCAUGUUCUCAUUAUCACAGUAGAUUCACAGCAAAUAAUCUCUUAAAUUUCAAUGAUUCCUUAAUUAUCAACGUUUACUGUGUUGGUGCUCCAUAUGAUUCUGGUAGAGCUCAAACACAAGAAAGAUGUUAAAACUCUGUCAAAAUCUGUUUCUUCCUGAGUUCAUGCACCUGAGAAGCACAGGGGGGUGUUCUAGUAGAUAAGUUAAUUUCAGGUCUGUCAUCGAUGGAAAACAUCAAAGAAGGUGUAAUGCAAAGGAAUGAAAUCAAGCAAUUUUGUUUUGGGGGAUUCGGCUCUCAACUGCGAUUUCGGUGCAUUGUAAUGAAAUUAAGUUACUAAUUUAGCUCGAGAAUUUCAAUAUGUCAAAGCACAUUUUCUAAUAAAGCCGAGGCAAAGAAUUGAUAGGGAGUAAAUGGACCGAUGUUUGAGUUACUGGCUCUCAGUAUUAGAGCUACUGAAUAAUGGCAACAUGGCACACAAGAUAGUUUGAGACUUUAAUAAUAAUCAUGCUAGUAGGUAACUCAAAAUCAAAGCAAAUGCAUUAUUAAAGGUUGCCUGUAUAAAUCUGUAAUCAUGAAAUUUUAAAAGUAAUGUACAGAAAGACUGGCUUAUGUCCCUCAGUAGAGUGAGAUUUAUUUUCUUUCAAGUCCAGUCUCACAGUUUGUUUUUGUUUUUGUUUUUUUUCCAAAAAUUUUGCAGUAAUGCAAGUGGCGGCCAUUGACACUGGAGGUGAAAAAAAAAAGAAAAAAACAUGUUUUCUCUGAAAUUUACACACUAGCUUAUAAUUGUAUAUGUUUUCCCUUUUUGGUGCUAUUUCUUUUUACCAUCUGUUUUCCAGGCUGUUUGUUCUACACAAUAGCUCUAACUUGUAGUUGAUAGAUUGCGGCAACAUUGAAUCUAAAAGGCUGAAAAUUUUUGAAACCAGACCUUUCGACACCAGUAACACCAGUUUUAUUUAUGUCCUAUCUGUAGCCUACUGUAGCUUUUUGUUAACAGGACAUCUGCAUUCAGUUUUUAAUUUGUUUUGAUUUGCUAAAUCAUGUGGGAAAUUGUCCAUCCGACAGCAUUAGGUGCCUUAACAAAGAGCUUUUUCAACACAUUUUAGACCAAAUUUGUGACAUGACUUAUUAAUCAAGAGUGAUAAUACUAAGCCAUCUUUUCCCUCCUUGAAAUAUCACAACACUUUUCAAGGUCCAUCGUCAGUCCUUCUGUAUAUUAUUUUUGUUGUAGUCUGGAUGUAAUGAACUGCCCAAUAGAUCAAGGGAUCAACUGAGAUGAAUGUUAACCCACUUUUUUCUGUUCAUAUGUACUGUUCAUAUCACCAGCAGCUAAUCACAGUUCUGAACCUGGCGAAACCUGUCCUUUUCCUUCUGUGGACGUCUCCAUUCUACACUGUAUACUGUUCCAGGUGUACCGUCUGUGUGGUCUUUGUCCAAUAGACAGCUGUCAGAAUUUCCAGUUGAGUUUAAAAAAAAAAAAAAAAUCAAACACAAAAAAAAACAAAUGUGAAUAGUUUGCGGACAUUUAGCGUGUUGCGUGGGUAGUGGGAAACAUGUAAAGAGAAUUAAAAAUGGGCAGUGCUUAUAUUGUCCAAUAUGUAAAUCAUGUGAACACAUCUUGUACUUAUUUAACAGUUUUGAAUACUUGAAAACUAUAUAAAAUUUCUUUGUGA